Linum tenue is the source of this 780-nucleotide messenger RNA. Lineage: Eukaryota; Viridiplantae; Streptophyta; Magnoliopsida; Malpighiales; Linaceae. The record is from the annotation of a GenBank genome assembly.
AUGAGCUCCAACGCGACCAACGCCGCUGCCAGAGGGCGGAGCAGCUCGGGCUCUUACUUGCUGCCGCUCUGGACCAGGCAGGACUCUGCUGCGGCGACGACCACAGAGGAAGAGGAAUUGCCGACGGAGCUCAACGCCACCGUGGACGGCUCAGCCGAGAGUUUCCUGGUGGUUUCGCCGGAUAAGCUAUCGGUCAAGUACGCGGCGGAGAGUUAUCACAGUUACGACGUCGGGGCUGUGCAGGCGAACAGGCCAGCGCCGGCUAGCCGGCUGGCUCCGUACUACUUCGAGAUGCGGGUCAGGAAUGCGGGGUCCAAGCGGCGGGUUGCGAUUGGAUUCACCAAGGAAGACUUUGACUUGUGUAUGCAGCCCGGGUGGAGAGCUAACAGUUGCGGAUACCAUGGAGACAAUGGCUUUGUUUAUCGUGGUGGAGGAAAGGGAGAGUCCUUUGGCCCUAGCUUUACAACCAACGACAUUGUUGGUGCUGGUAUCAACUAUGCCUCCAAUGAGUUCUUCUUCACUAAGAAUGGAACUAUGGUUGGUGCUGUGAGCAAGGACAUUGAAGGUCCAUUGUUCCCUACAGUUGCUGUUCAUGGUCUCAAUGAAGAGAUUGAAGUCAACUUUGGUCAAAAGCCAUUUGCAUUUAAUAUCAAGGCAAGACACCUUUCCCUUCUCCCUCCUUGUGCUUCCUUUGGGGUGUGGUUACCUCUUUACAACAUCAAGCGGAAGCUGGUGAUCCUAAAGAACUACUUUUCACUAAUAAAACUGCAUUCCUGCUAA